This is a messenger RNA of Arthroderma uncinatum, 639 nucleotides long. RefSeq lists its product as uncharacterized. Gene Ontology annotation, molecular function: phosphatidylethanolamine binding. Gene Ontology annotation, biological process: cellular response to nitrogen starvation; macroautophagy. The record is from RefSeq and is a predicted model, not a curated record. Gene Ontology annotation, cellular component: autophagosome; cytosol; fungal-type vacuole membrane. Bases 1 to 639 code for a protein of 212 amino acids. Lineage: Eukaryota; Fungi; Ascomycota; Eurotiomycetes; Onygenales; Arthrodermataceae. The transcript has 3 exons.
AUGCAUCACGUGGCUGACUCACCGCCUUCGCCCGAUCAGGCAGUCACAUCAGGUGGAGCCUACGCUAGUCCUAAUACGGUCUUAGCGUCCCGUGCCCACCGCUUCCGUUUAAGUACGCGGGGUCCAGCUCUUCUUCUUACUCUUACUCUACUUACUCUUACACUCUACACUCUACACACUCUCGCAACAUCCUCCAUCUACGCCUCUGCUGAUAUCAAGCAUACACCUACAGCCUCGUCUACACACUACAGCCAGCACCCGCCAGCAACCAUGCGAUCGAAGUUCAAGGACGAGCACCCGUUCGAGAAACGCAAGGCAGAAGCCGAGCGCAUUCGACAGAAAUACGCUGACCGCAUCCCCGUCAUCUGCGAGAAGGUCGAGAAAUCAGAUAUCGCCACCAUCGACAAGAAGAAGUACCUCGUCCCCGCAGACCUGACCGUCGGACAGUUCGUCUACGUCAUCCGCAAGCGCAUCAAGCUGUCCCCGGAGAAGGCCAUCUUCAUCUUCGUCGAUGAGGUGCUUCCACCCACCGCCGCUCUCAUGAGCAGCAUCUACGAAGAGCACAAGGAUGAUGACGGCUUCCUGUACAUCACAUACUCCGGCGAAAACACAUUCGGAACGUUCGCUGAGCUGCAAUAA